Molecule: messenger RNA, 1221 nt
Organism: Oryza brachyantha (malo sina)
Lineage: Eukaryota; Viridiplantae; Streptophyta; Magnoliopsida; Poales; Poaceae
Product: DNA repair RAD52-like protein 2, chloroplastic
Exons: 4
Coding region: 323-901 (192 amino acids)
Biological process (GO): double-strand break repair via homologous recombination
Molecular function (GO): DNA binding
Source: RefSeq, a predicted model, not a curated record
GGGUUUAAAAUCCACUCCCCCCACGUUGUCCUUACUGGAGAGGUUAAUCCACUCCCCCACGUUGUCCUUACUGGAGAGCUUAACUUAUCAAAAGCUCUCUAAACAACACUUAACUUUUCACAACUAAACUAUAAAAGCUGAUUUUCAAGAGUGUAUUAAGCUAUCUUUUGAACAAUUAAUUCUCAAGAUCUAAAUCUCUUCAAGCAGCCAAGUAAUAGUGUCCUUCCCAUAAUCCCAUUUGCUAGCUUACACUCCUACAGUGAAGCAGCUGUGUGUCCUUCACAUUUGCUAGCCUGGGCUUCCCAAGCUCGAUCGAUCGAGCAUGGAGGCCACCACAACCACUGGCUUGCUCGCGCGCCCAGUCACCGCGCGGCUCUCCGCCGCUUGCCUCCUCCCCGUCGACGGCAGCGCCGGCGCCCGCCGCCGUGCCCGUGUGGCCGUCGCGGCCGCGGCAGGCAGAAGCAGCAACAGCAGCAGCUACGUGGUGGUGCCGCUGGACGCGGCGCCGUCGGGGAUCACGCGGCCGCUGGUGGAGAUCCUGCGCGACCUCAACAAGCGCGUCCCCGACUCCGUCGUCCGCUCCUCCCGCCGCGCGUCGCCCUCCGGCUCCGAUCCAGUCAUCCCCUGGUACCAUGUCAACAGGAUGCUAAGCUUUUAUGCUCCAGGUUGGUAUGGAGAGGUCCGCGACAUUAUUUACACUAACGGAAAAGUGACAGUGAUAUAUCGUGUCACAGUGCGAGGAACAGAUGGAGAGGUUCACAGGGAGGCAACUGGAACAACUUUGCUGAAUGAUGCACGGUUUGAUGACCCCGUGGCUGCUGCAGAAGAGGCCGCAUUCUUCAAGGCCUGCGCAAGGUUUGGUUUUGGUCUGUAUCUUUACCACGAAGACGAUACUCCGUAGAGAACUGCACUGCAUCCACUUCAUCAGCUCUGCUUGGGUUCUCACCUGUCACCUGAUUUGGGUUCAUAAUGGUUGUGCAAACAAUUGUGAUCCAUCAGUCUGUAGUACCAAGGUGUUAAACAAUCAUACAUAAUGGAUUUCUCUUUAUUUUCUGAACCUACAUUUCUUGUACUAGAAAUGAGUCAACGAGUCUCUGCCUGUCUCUUCUUUCUUUUUUGAUACUGUAGAUAUGAGGCAUUAAAACUGUCCACAAUUGUUUUUCUGAUUACAUAUAAAGAGCAAGUACACAAAUACCGUGCAAGAGAUGGAGGCCAGAAUAA